Molecule: messenger RNA, 3084 nt
Organism: Trichosurus vulpecula (common brushtail)
Lineage: Eukaryota; Metazoa; Chordata; Mammalia; Diprotodontia; Phalangeridae
Gene: FBXL8
Product: F-box and leucine rich repeat protein 8
Exons: 3
Coding region: 365-1498 (377 amino acids)
Molecular function (GO): protein binding
Source: RefSeq, a predicted model, not a curated record
CCCUGGGCUGCUGAACUCCGCAGAGCCUAGCCGGGGGCCCCCCGUCUCGAAAUGAUCUACGCUCCAGCGUAGGCCAAGUAGUCGCCCUUCUCGAAGUUCCAGGCAAAAUAUAGUCCUCAGAAAGCCCACAGAGAACUGGAGGAAAAGGCGGAAGGCCCCGGCCUCGAGUACCGUCCAGUCUCUUGGUCCCGUUAGUAAGUGACGGACCCGCCCAAAGGGCGGCGACUCUCCGGCCCGAGUCGUGGCUGUGCUCUGCAUUACGAGGCGGACAGAGAGACAAUUUAUUCCAGGACAGAAACCAGCUCCAGUCACGCUGCAGAAGGAUUGGCAGACUGGGAUCCUUUGGAGCUCACCUGCCUUCCCAAUGGCUGAACUGUGGAAAUACCUCCCUGAAGAAUUACUGUCACUGAUCUUCCGAUUCUUGCCCCUUCGUGACCGAUAUUCGGUUUCCCAGGUCUGUCGGGCUUGGGCCACUGCUGUCAACUCAAGCUCUGUGUGGUACAUCACGGAUAUCAGCUGCGAACUGGAGGCAGAUACGGCUGCCUUGAAUUGUCUGUCCCCCUGCCUCGGCCAGAUCCGCCACUUGGGGCUGGAGUUUGACCCGUCCAGGGAGGGGAGCCGGCGGGCAGCCACGGAGCUCCUAACUGCCUUGGCCCAGCAGGGUCCCGGCCUGCAGGGGCUGCGCAUUGCUUGCAGAGGCGAGAACCCGCUCUUCUACUCUGGCCAAGAUAUCCUGAACGGACUGCUCCAAGUGUGCGCAGCAGGGCCUCCGGGCCUGUGCGCGCUCCGACAGCUGGAUCUCAGAAGCAUGCCUUUCACCCUGGACGACGGGCUAGUGCUGCAGGUGGCGCGGGCCUGCCCGGAGCUCCGAGGCCUUUUCCUCAACAACAGGACGCUGGUAUGCAACGUCCGCCCGGAGACGGUGCGCACGGUCCUGGCUGCCUGCCCUCACCUGUGCGCUCUAGGUCUCUACUACGCCAGCCUGUCAGCCCAGGUACUGGCCACCCUGGCCGAGCCAGACCGCCCACCUUUCCAGUACCUGGCCGUGUUCUGCGCCCGGCUUGACAAGUACGCCGAGGGCAUACCCGACGACGCGUGGGCCGCGGUUCGAAAGCGUCACCCGGGGCUUGCGGUGGACCUCGAGCUGGACCAUACGGUACCUGAUGAGCGGGUCACCCUCGUCCUGCAGCCAGCCAUCCCCGUGACCACCCUGAGGCUCAAUACGUUCGGCGAGGUCGCUGAAGCAGUGCGCCUCGCAGGCCGCCACUACGCUGCCACCCUGACAGCCUUGGUCGUGCGCGCCACAGCCUCAGCCGCCCUGAACUCGGCGCUAGAGGAGCUGGCGCGGUGCUGUGGCCACCUGCGCGAAGUUCAUUGCUACUGCGUGGUAGUGCCCGCUGUAGUGAGUGCUUUCCUCACCCACUGCCCCUACCUCCGCAGCUACACUCUCAAGGUCACUAGGGAGCCGCAUCCUUGGCGGCCCAGGAUUGUCAGGUGACGAGCUUUAACCCCAGGCUGAGAGGAACCGCGGAGUCUGCAUCGCGGAUUUCCUAACCCUACAGCUAAUCUAGACAGUGUGUUGUGGUGGAAAGAGGUCAAGUUCAAACCCAUCUCUACCUCUUAUUUACAGUGUAACCUAAGGCAAGUUUCCUUCCUCACCCUAGGCCUCAUUUUCCUUCUCUGAAAAGAAGGGGUUCGGAUCAUAUCAUUUCUAAAGUCCUCCCCAGCUCUAGAUCCCAGGAUCUGCGCUGAGGAGCAGACGUGCUAAUCCCAACUUCGUGGAUUUUAGGGCCCUUAGCUGUGAGAACAAGAGGAAGGACAUAUCUGUGCCUUUGUGCUUACUAUGAGUACAUACGGGGUUAGAACCACAGAAAAUCACAUCCUGGGAUGGGGGGAGGGAGAUCCAAAAACCACUUAGUCCAGCUCCCUCAUUUUAUGGAUAAGAUCCAGAGAGAAGAUUCAAGUUGGUCAUGGCCACACGAAUAGGUGCCAGAGAACUGGAGCCACCGAGGUAGACACCACCUCAGGCAAUAUGAUUUUCUAAGACCUGGGCCCUAGAAUCUCCCAGUAGCUAGGUUUCUCAAUAGAAUAGCCUUUUCCCUAGUUUAGGAGACCACCCUUUCUACCGGGUCCUAACAGGCAGUGAGGUGUAGCUGUAAGAAUACUGGAGUGAAUUAUAGCAACACAAUUCCUGUAUCCAAAUCUAUGUGCCUUUCUUCUGUGACCCAGAUGUGGUGCACAAACACGCCCACACAUAUUCAGACUCACAGACAAGACUACACACCAACAUCUUUAAAGUAAAAGCACUAGCUUAGGAGUCAGGAGGACUAGGUCUGCCAUUCACUAACAACCUUGGGCAAGUCACCUUCCUCCCAGGCCUACAGUUUCUUCAUCAAACAAGGAGCUAGAACGAUCUUUCGGCUGUCACAUUAAUCAAUGUCUCUGUAUCCUGGGCCCUCCAAGAAUUCAAUUUUCAGAGAGGUAAGAAAGCAAAACUGAGUCCAGGGAGAGAAGAUAUAGGAAGGUACCCAGGGUGCAGGAAAGGAGGAAGGGGGGGAUGCCUGUGCAAUGUCACUUAAAAUAUUUCAUACAUGUUCCUAUUUUUAAGGUCAGAAAAUUCUGCUUUCCGUGACCCAUAGGUAUUUUAAUGAGAUCAUAUGUGAAGGACUGUAACCGUGAUGGACAGACACACACAGGAAUUUCCAAACCUUCUCUGAAGUCUUGAAUUGACUCUGAUUGAGAGUGAUCCAGAUCAGGAGCUUUGGAAAUAUUGGUCAGGGGACUCUCCAUGUUAACAUGGUCAAAGGGAGGACAUCAAUAAAGUCUUCCAAAAUGUUUUGCUUUCUGCUGGUCCCAGCUGCUGGAGGCUGGGAUGCAUGAGGCAGCACAGAGUAGUAGAAAGAAUGUUGGACUUUAAGCAAGAGAAGACUUGGGCCCAGCCCUGACACUAAUUACCUGGGUGACCUUGGAUAAGUCACACCAUCCCUUUGAGACUCAGUUUCCACCACUCAGUAAAAUAUUUGCACUACUUGCCUCACAGGGUUGUUUUGAAGAAAAAGUAUUGUAAAUCAUAAAUAAUUAUGG